UUUACAGAAAAGAACCCCGUCCCUUCAAAAUAAAAGUCACUCUAUAUAACAAAGUUCGUUUUUUAUUUAUUUAUUAUUCAAAUGUCCAAUUGUGAGACAUAAAACAAGUGGUUUGGUGUUGAGGCAACACUAUCCAGUCGAGGGUUAAGUUUGUAUAAUGUGGGUUUAUUUCUGUCUUUCUUUUUUAAUGAAAAAAAAUUGUAGGGCUAUGUGAAAAGCAUUUUGUGCUACAUAUGACAAAAUGUCAUAUGCGUUUUAUUUUAUUUUAUUUUAUUUUAUUUUAUUUUAUUUUAUUUUAUUUUAUUUUAUUUUAUUUUAUUUUAUUUUAUUUUAUUUUAUUUUAGGGCGGGUUGAUUAUUAAGACCAAAGCAAUCGAUCCAGAGCGCUUGGAUCGACAGCCUGCGGAUCACCGGAAGUUCGUUCGCUCGUACUUCCUCUGUAAACAAACCAAUGCUGCAACACCUUACAGAGGAGGGGUUAUGUCCUCCAUGCUAACACUCCUCCGCCACGGAUGCCAUGUCCUCCCUGACAACAUCUGCUGAUUGUAGUGAUGCUGUUGCUGCCAUGGCAACCCCAGGGUGUGAAGAGGCUGUGCUGGCCUCAGAUUGUCAUGCCAGACAAAUGCUGGCCCAAAUGAACAAGCUGCGUCUCCGCACAGACUUCUGUGACGUGAGUCUGAAUGUCGGGGGCCAGGUCUUCAGAGUCCACCGGCUGGUUCUCGCCGCCAGCAGCCCGUAUUUCUCAGCCCUGUUCUCCGGGGGAAUGAGGGAGGCGGAUAAAGAUGAGGUGCAGAUCAUCGGGGUGGACCCGGCCGUCUUUGAGAGUUUGCUGGAAUUUGUGUACACAGGAGCGAUCAAUAUAACCGUGGACAACGUUCAGGAGCUGAUGGUGGCCGCAGAUAUGCUGCACCUGAACGAGGUGGUGUCCAUCUGUGGGGAGUUCCUUAAAAGUCACAUGGACUCAUCCAACUGUGUGGGAAUCUUUCAGUUCUCAGAGCAGAUUGGCUGCUUAGAAAUGUUGGAAUUCACAGAGAACUACAUCUACGUUCACUUUUUAGAGGUUUGUGUCACAGAUGAAUUCAGGAGUCUGUCCAAAGACCAGUUGGUCAGACUUCUGAGAAGUGAGGAGUUGAGAAUUGAAGAUGAGUACCAGGUCUUCACUGCAGCGAUGGACUGGGUUCUUCAAGAUGUGGCAAAGAGGAAAAAACACGUUGUGGAGGUUUUGGAAGCCGUCCGCUUCCCUCUGCUUUCCCCACAGAGGCUAUUCAAGUACAUAGAAGGCAUUACCGACUUCAGCCUGCGGGUGGCACUGCAGACACUCCUGAAGGAGUACACUGAAGUCUCAAAGUCUCCCAAAGAAAAUAAAAUGUACAGUCAACUCCAACCAGCUAAGAUGAGGCCCAGGCGGAAAGCCAGAAAAUACCUUUAUGCCAUAGGAGGUUACACUCGGCUGCAGGGCGGCCGCUGGAGCGACAGCCGGGCGUUGAGCUGCGUUGAGCGCUUCGACACCUUCAAUCAGUACUGGACUACCGUUUCAUCUCUGCAUCAGGCUCGCAGCGGACUGGGGGUGGCAGUCCUGGAGGGCAUGAUCUAUGUGGUGGGAGGGGAGAAAGACUCCAUGAUUUUUGACUGUACUGAACGAUACGACCCUGUCACCAAGCAGUGGGCCGCCGUGGCGUCCCUGAAUUUCCCUCGCUGUGGGGUCGGCGUUUGCACCUGUCACGGUGCUCUGUAUGCGCUGGGUGGCUGGAUUGGAUCAGAGAUCGGGAAGACGAUGGAGCGCUACGACCCGGAGGAAAACAAGUGGGAGGUCAUUGGCAGCAUGGCCGUCCCCCGCUAUUACUUUGGAUGCUGUGAGCUGCAAGGAUUUAUUUACGUGAUCGGAGGGAUCAGUGACGAAGGAAUGGAGCUGCGCUCAGCUGAAAUGUACGACCCCAUCUCCCGCCGGUGGAGCGCCCUCCCUGUGAUGGUCACUCGCCGGGCGUACGUGGGCGUCGCCUGCCUGAAUAACUCCAUAUACGCCGUGGGAGGCUGGAACGAAGCGUUGGGAGCGUUAGAAACCGUGGAAAAAUAUUGUCCCGAGGAGGAGAAGUGGGUGGAGGUGGCAUCCAUGUCCACAGCGCGAGCCGGGGCGUCGGUGUCCGCCGUCAACGGGCUGCUGUACGCUGUCGGAGGAAGAGCCGCCAGCAGGGACUUCUCAGCACCGGUGACGGUGGACUCUGUGGAGAUCUACGACCCGCAUCUGGACACGUGGACUGAGGUGGGGAACAUGAUCACGAGCCGCUGCGACGGCGGGCUGGCCGUCCUCUGACAGCUGCCGACCUCUUGAAACGAUGAAAAACGCUGCACCUUACAGGAGGUUUCUGUGGUAUUCACGCCCCAAUGCGUCUGUUUUUAACUGGAGAGAGUCCUGCUGUUACACAACUCACUGGUUUCCUUUUCCGUUAUUCUGAAUCACUUUACUGGACAAUUAGUUUUGUUUACACUCCUGAUCAUUUCUCAUCAUUAAGAAAUUCCAGUUUGCUUUUUAUGCAUCAAGAAAACUCUUGAUGUCCUCCAAAUCCUCCACAAUCUUCAGCGUGAUUGUUAAUAGAACCAAAUGAUAGUUUUGAGUGUUUUUAACAUGUCAGGUCAUGCACUCCACUUGACUCUACUGGGAGAUUUCUCUCUGUGUUGGUGCAGAAAGUUGAGCUUCUCAACUGCCAUUCAAGUUGUUCCAAACCUGAGAUGAAUAGUUUGCACUUAAUUUACAUUUCAGUCACUGGAUUGACAGGAACAAGUUGGGACACGGAUUGAUGAAAAAGAGUAAAUAAAACAUAUUUUCUAACUUUUACUUGACUGUGAAAUAAUAAUAAAAUGCUAAAGAACUGGAAAAAAAUUUUUUUCAUUUCCAAAUGUCAAAAAAGCCCAGCAUGUUCUCUUCGUGUGUGUGUGUAUUAUUUUUUUUAUAAUUUUUUUUUCCAGCUUUCCCCCACAGUCCAGGGACAUGCCUCAUGGAUUGGUUCCAAGUCGUUCUUUAGUAUUGAGUGUUUUGAUCAACAAGCAGGUUUCACAUAUUCAGAUUUAUGAUCAGGGUUGCCAGAUCUGAAAAAAGUGAAGGAAUUAAAGCUUUUUCCAUCUA
Oryzias melastigma (Indian medaka) is the source of this 3120-nucleotide messenger RNA. It is a transcript of the gene klhl27, whose product is annotated as intracisternal A particle-promoted polypeptide. The coding region runs from base 517 to 2310 and encodes 597 amino acids. Lineage: Eukaryota; Metazoa; Chordata; Actinopteri; Beloniformes; Adrianichthyidae. The record is from RefSeq and is a predicted model, not a curated record. The transcript is spliced from 10 exons. Gene Ontology annotation, molecular function: actin binding.